Messenger RNA from Vombatus ursinus (common wombat), 3185 nucleotides. It is a transcript of the gene FYN, whose product is annotated as FYN proto-oncogene, Src family tyrosine kinase. Gene Ontology annotation, biological process: innate immune response; T cell receptor signaling pathway; cell differentiation. Gene Ontology annotation, cellular component: extrinsic component of cytoplasmic side of plasma membrane. Lineage: Eukaryota; Metazoa; Chordata; Mammalia; Diprotodontia; Vombatidae. The transcript is spliced from 13 exons. The coding region runs from base 223 to 1836 and encodes 537 amino acids. Gene Ontology annotation, molecular function: signaling receptor binding; non-membrane spanning protein tyrosine kinase activity; ATP binding. The record is from RefSeq and is a predicted model, not a curated record.
GACCAGUCCUACAGCUGUGGUAGAAGAAAUGUGGUGUAUAUAAAAUUUGUGAUAGCUGGGAGAAAUUCUGGUACUCUUAAUUAUGGCAUACACAGCAAGCAAAGUGGCACAGUACUGCUGUCCCCUUAGAGACUAGCAGUAUUGUCUGGACAGAGGCUUCCUGUAUCCCUGGAUGACUCUGAUCAACACCAUCAGUUUAAGGACCAGUCAGGAGUUUAGAGAAUGGGCUGUGUCCAAUGUAAGGAUAAAGAAGCAGCAAAACUGACAGAGGAGAGAGAUGGCAGCUUAAACCAGAGCUCUGGCUAUCGCUAUGGGACAGACCCCACUCCCCAGCAUUACCCUAGUUUUGGCGUGACAUCCAUCCCCAACUACAACAACUUCCAUGCGGCUGGUGGCCAAGGGCUCACCGUCUUUGGUGGCGUCAAUUCUUCUUCUCACACCGGGACCUUGCGUUCAAGAGGAGGAACAGGUGUAACCCUUUUUGUGGCCCUUUAUGACUAUGAAGCACGAACAGAAGAUGACCUGAGUUUUCAUAAAGGAGAAAAAUUUCAAAUACUUAACAGCUCUGAAGGAGACUGGUGGGAAGCCCGUUCCCUGACAACAGGAGAGACUGGUUACAUUCCCAGCAAUUAUGUGGCUCCAGUUGAUUCUAUCCAGGCAGAAGAGUGGUAUUUUGGAAAACUUGGCCGCAAAGAUGCAGAAAGACAACUCUUGUCCUUUGGAAAUCCACGAGGUACCUUUCUUAUCCGGGAGAGUGAAACCACCAAAGGUGCCUAUUCACUUUCUAUCCGUGACUGGGAUGAUAUGAAAGGAGACCAUGUCAAACAUUACAAGAUCCGAAAACUUGACAAUGGUGGCUACUAUAUCACAACAAGAGCCCAGUUUGAAACUCUUCAGCAGCUCGUCCAGCAUUACUCAGAGAGAGCUGCAGGCCUUUGCUGCCGCUUAGUAGUUCCCUGUCAUAAAGGAAUGCCGAGGCUUACUGAUCUGUCUGUCAAAACCAAAGAUGUCUGGGAAAUUCCACGUGAAUCCCUUCAGUUGAUCAAGAGACUGGGAAAUGGGCAGUUUGGGGAAGUAUGGAUGGGUACUUGGAACGGGAAUACAAAAGUGGCUAUCAAGACUCUUAAACCUGGCACGAUGUCCCCAGAAUCCUUCCUUGAGGAAGCCCAGAUCAUGAAGAAACUGAAACACGAUAAACUGGUCCAGCUUUAUGCCGUGGUGUCUGAAGAGCCAAUCUACAUUGUCACAGAGUACAUGAAUAAAGGGAGUUUGCUGGAUUUCCUAAAAGACGGAGAAGGAAGAGCUCUGAAAUUGCCUAACCUGGUGGACAUGGCUGCACAGGUUGCUGCAGGCAUGGCUUAUAUUGAGCGAAUGAAUUAUAUCCAUAGAGAUCUGCGAUCUGCAAAUAUUCUGGUAGGGAAUGGGCUCAUAUGCAAGAUUGCUGAUUUUGGAUUAGCCAGAUUGAUUGAAGACAAUGAAUACACAGCAAGACAAGGUGCAAAGUUCCCUAUCAAGUGGACAGCUCCAGAAGCAGCCCUAUAUGGAAGGUUCACUAUCAAGUCUGACGUAUGGUCCUUUGGAAUCUUACUCACAGAGCUGGUAACCAAAGGGAGAGUUCCCUAUCCAGGCAUGAAUAACCGUGAAGUCUUGGAGCAGGUGGAACGUGGGUACAGGAUGCCGUGUCCUCAGGACUGCCCCAUCUCCUUGCAUGAGCUUAUGAUUCACUGCUGGAAAAAAGACCCUGAGGAGCGCCCCACAUUUGAGUAUUUGCAGGGUUUCCUGGAAGACUACUUUACUGCAACAGAACCCCAAUACCAACCUGGUGAAAACCUGUAAGUCCCAUGGCCCGGCAGCAGAAAGUGGCCUCCAGGUGGCCACUCCCCUCCCUCUUAGCUUCCAAUCCAGUAGCCCACUGCUCUUGCAGCAGUGGGGAAUCUUCCAGGACCAGAGUGCAUGUGAGUCUGAAGAACAGCCACACCCCUCAUCGAUGACCACUUGUCCCCAAAUCUGAAUGUCCUCUGUGAAGAAUGAGAGACACAAACUUGUUCACUUCUCAAAAGACUUUUGAAAAUGCAUUGUAUCGAUGUUAUGUAAACGGCAAAACCUCUAUUCAGUGUAAAUAGUUACUCAGUGCCAAUAACUGACCCUAGUGCUUUCCUUUUUUAAAUGCAAAUCUUAUGUGAUUUUAACUGUCUUCACCUGAUUCAACUAAAAAAAACAAAAACAAAAAAAACGAAAAGUAUUAUUUUCCAGAAGUGGCCUCUUUGUCUAAAACAAUAAACUUUUUUUUCAUGUUUUAACUAAAGAAAAUCAGGACAGGUGUUUGUUUUUUGUUUUUUUGUUUUGUUUUGUUUUAUAAAUAUAAAUAUAUAUAUAAUAUAUACAUACCUGUACAUAUAGUAUGUGGGUACUACUGCAGAAAACUUGUUGCCAAACAAUGGGCCGCAUGGUUGCAGUACCCAGAGAGUGGUAAUUUUACUGCAAACGUUUAAAAAGGAAAAAAAAAAAAAAAAGACAACACUGGUGUUAUUCUGAAAACCAGUGGUCUAAUUUUUGGCUUUUGCCAAGCAUGAAUAUUUUUUAAUUGGAUUGCACUUUUUCGUUUGUUCGUUUCUGACUGUACCUGUAGAUGGUUGUAACUUUUCUUCCUUUCAGGACCCACAUGCUGGGUUUAUGGUAAUGUUCCCAAUGUUUGACAGCCAUGUUUUAUAGGAUUUGUUCUUCAAACAAGAGUGAACCUAUUGAAGCAAGAAAACACACCAUAUGACCAGCCGAAUUGGAAGAUAGAUGCUACAGUACUCCUUGUAUAAAACUCUGUAUACUGAAAUAAUUCAAAAACUUUUUUUAAUUUAAUAAACAUUGUAACCACAUUUAAUGGUCUAAAACCCAUAGCAUUUUAGUCAUGUCAACCCGCUAAACUGUUUAUCAUGCAGAUAGGAUUUUCUGGGGGAGAUUCGUGCACCAUUUCCCAUUGUAAAAUAUAUGUUUUAAAUGUCCUGUACUGCUAAUGAAAUUCCUUUCUCUAUGUCUGAGAGUUCUCCAGUGGAAUUACUAUGCACUUCUUUACGUUUCAUGGGGAUGCACAGAACAAAGUAUUAUGUUCUCUCGUUGUCUAUUUGUACCAGCCUUGAAUUACUUAUGUUUAACCAAAAAAUGAAAACAAGCAAAUGAAAAAAAAAAAAAAA